AGAGUCGCAGCUCAGUGACAGAAACACUGAGCCUGUAACAGCCUCUGUUGGAGCUGCAGCGGUGAUGUUUUGACUUUUACAACCGUGUUUGACAGUUUCCGUGUCCGACACUAGAGAAGGAUGGACGAGCUGUCGGCGUGUUGUCGCCUCCGGUUCCGCUCCCAACAACUUUUAAACACUCGUUAACUUGCGUACAAGUUACUCAGACGUGCUUAAAACUCUUUUAGCGGAGCAACAAGCACAUGACAGCUCAGAAAUUAAGACGGCGCUUCACUUUUGCUAACUUAUUAGCCACGUCAAGCUAACACACGGAGCAGACGAGUAAGAUUCACCAUAUCCGCUCCGCUGACUGUCAGCGUAAAACACACCAGAGCCACUCUGUGAGACGCGGCUUUUAUUUUGAAAACUGAAAAACCCGCUGUCCUCGCUUUUAUCGCGUGAAGCUUGACACUAGUGCAAGUGCUGUAGUUGGACGUAUUUUGCUUCGUUUUCUGGUGGACGCUGCGGUUUUCAAGCGGCUUUGAGGCUCCAGCUCGGACUCGUACUUUGCCAGGUGUUCUUUAUUGGCCCUCGGCUGUAAUAUGUCGGCCGUGUGUCGAGUUUUCUAGGAGUCUCGGGGAAAGAGUCGUCGUCUGUCGGGGCCUGUUCGGGUUAUUUCCAUCACUGCCGCUGGCUAACAAGUCCCUAAACAGAAAUGUCACUGGAGGACUAUGAAAGACAUUUCGACUCGCUAAAUUCGGAUUUGGGCGGCGGGUCCGUGGUCAGCGAGCGGUCGGCUUCGGGCACAUUUAAUGGCGAAGAGGAGAAGUUGCAUUACAUUCCUAUCCGGAUCCUCGGGAGGGGGGCGUUUGGUGAAGCCACUCUGUACAGACGGACGGAGGACAACUCUCUGGUGGUAUGGAAGGAGGUGGACCUGAACUCGCUCUCGGAAAAGGAGCGCAGAGACGUCAUGAACGAAAUCAGCAUCCUGUCCAUGCUGGAGCACAACAACAUCAUCGCCUACUUCAAUCACUUCAUGGAUAAAAACAGUCUGCUCAUUGAGUUGGAGUAUUGCAACGGAGGAAAUCUGUACGAUAAGAUCAACCAACAGAAGGGGAAGCUCUUCAGCGAGGAGGUGGUCAUAUGGUACCUGUACCAGAUCGCCUCAGCAGUGUCUCACAUUCACAAGGCUGGGAUCUUGCACAGAGACAUCAAAACUCUGAACAUUUUCCUGACCAAGACUGACCUCAUUAAGCUCGGCGAUUACGGCCUCGCAAAGAAGCUAGACUCUGAGUUUUCAAUGGCAGAGACUUGUGUGGGGACUCCGUAUUACAUGUCGCCUGAACUGUGCCAGGGAGCAAAGUACAACUUCAAAUCAGACAUCUGGGCCAUGGGUUGUGUACUUUUUGAAGUCUUAACUCUUACAAGAACAUUUGAUGCGACGAACGCUCUCAACCUCUGUGUGAAAAUAGUCCAGGGAAACUGGACCAUGGAGGUGAACUCGGAGGUUUUUUCAUCUGCGUUGAUCAAGCUGGUGUACGAGUGUCUCGAUCAAGAUCCUGCAAAGAGGCCCACGGCCGAGCAGGUCCUGGACCAGCCGUUCAUCUCCUGUUGCCGACAGGAGCUGGAAGAGCGCGUUGCCUUACUGAAUUCGGCGAUAAGGAAACCAAAACUGAGCACAGUGACUGAGACCCCUGUUGCUGUGGUGACUACCCGUUCGAGGGAGGUGUAUUUCUGGGGAGGAGGGAAGUUCACUCCCCAGAAAAUGGACGCGUUCAAAGGAGGCAGCAGUGCUCAGCACGUGUGUGCAGGAGAGAGUCACUUUGCAGUGGUGACGGUAGAAAAGGAGCUGUACACCUGGGCUAAUGUCCAAGGCGGGGCCAAGAUGGUGGGCCAGCUGGGGCACGGAGACCAGGCCUCGUACCGGCAGCCAAAGAAGGUGGACAAGCUCCAGGGGAAGGCCGUCCGACUGGUGGCGUGUGGUGCUGACUUCACCGCCUGCGUCACUGAUGAGGACCAGAUGUACAUGUUCGGGUCAGAUUAUUACGGCUGCAUCGGAGUGGAGGGCGACAUGGGGAUGGAGAUUUUGGAGCCGGUGCUUCUGGAGUUUUUUGAGGAGCGGCACGUCCACCAGGUUUCAUGUGGAGACAAUCACGUGGUGGUGCUGACCCAGAACGGGGACAUCUACUCGUGGGGCUGCGGAGAGUAUGGGCGUCUUGGUCUGGAAUGUGAGGAUGACUUCUCUUCUCCGAUGCAAGUGGAGAUUCCCAAAGGCGCCACCAUCUCCUCAGUGUCAUGUGGCAGCGAUGGAACCUUCUUUCUGACAGAGACGGGCAAAGUGCUAGCAUGUGGACACAAUGAAUUCAACAAGCUGGGACUGAACCAGGGACUCUCUGGUCUCAAAAACCACCCCGGAGAGGGUUCCCAAGUGAUCCCGUACAUCACCACGCUGACCUUGGUGAAGCAGCUGUCACAUUUCAAGAUCCAGGUCAUAGCUCCAGGGAAGACCCACACAGCUGCCAUCGAUGCACGCGGUCGCCUCAUCACCUUUGGUUGCAACAAGUAUGGACAACUGGGUGUGAAGGACUUCAAGAGACACCAGGGCGUUCAGGUCCUCCUCGGACCGUUUGGAGGGAAGAUAGUGACCAAAGUGUCCUGUGGAGACGGAUUCACUAUUGCAGCCACUGAAGACAAUCAGAUCUUUGCAUGGGGUAACGCAGGGAACGGGAGACUUGGGAUGCCUGCUGAUAAGGGCUUUGGUUCAGAGGUUUGCCCUGCCAUGCCAAGGCCCAUCUUUGGCUCCCUCCACCACGUACCAGACCUGUCUUGCCGUGGCUGGCACACCAUUAUCAUCAUGGAAAAAGUGCUCAACUCAAAAACCAUCCGCUCUAACAGCAGUGGACUAUCAGUUGGAAGUGGGCUGGGCCAGGAGGCGUCGACAUCCACAGUGGAUCUGGACAUCGAACAUGGUUCUGAGACCGAGUGUCGCGACAGGGGUCUUGGGGGUACGCUGGAGGUCAAUACGGAGGGCUGCAACAUGGAGACCCCGAUGAUGUCGAUGACAAAUCAGACUGGAGACAGCUCCUGUCCUUUCUGGCUCAGAAAGGAGCUUGAAGAUGCAGAGUUCAUCCCGAUGCCAGACGAACAAGAUCCUUUCACUCCUGACCAGCUCUCUUCUUUCUCUGAGAGCGUUACUCUACCAUACGAGGAAUUGAAAGAACUUAAGGCUGCGGCAGCGGCAGUCAGCAGUAACACAGGCCUGUCGACUAAACGAAUGACAUGUGAUAAAGUCAACGGACUGACGGAGGCUGACAUCUGCAGAAGAGGAGAAUCGGGUGCAUGCUGCAGAGCCAGUAGUGAGGUGGCGCAGCUGCGAGAGACAAUCACCCAUCAAGAGAUGAGGAUCCAGAUGCUUGAAAAGCAGGUCAGUGAGCAGCAGAAGGAGAAUGAGAGGCUCUGGGAGGCCAUCAGUCGCUCUGCGCUACAGGGAGCCGGAUGUGACAGUAACGGAAACCAUCACUCCGAUCGUAUGCCCGGAGCUGGAGGAGGAGGAAGAAGAGGCGGAUUCACAAAUCACGGAGGCCGAUCUGCUGGGGCCAGCGUGUGAGGCUUAACCAGGAGACGUCCAGUUUUGGGAGAAGUGUCAGAAGCACAUAGUGGAUUAAAAAGAGCUGGUGGGACCGGGAGGUAGAGGCUCGGUGAGAGGUGCAGCGGAGACUGCAUCCUCAUUUCCACUCAGUGGUUACAUUACAGUAUCGAUGUUUAACAGGGCGCUAAGCUGCAUAAUUACAUUUUAUUGCAUAUGAAUUAAUGUAUCAUGCAUUGCACGCUCUCAAUGCACACUUGUUUUCACCUGGUUGCGGUGAUCUCGCAAGUUUUAGCACGGACUGAAAUGUUGGCUGGACUCAACAUGAAGCUUUGAACCCCAACACCCGAGAGAAGCAGUCUGCUCAUAGUGUUACGCUGUAAUGUGAAUGUUGGUGGUGUUGUUGUCGACUUCCAGUGAUGUCUGCAUCGAGGCUUCAGACCUGAGUGCCUUAAAUAUUAUCACUUAACCAGGUAAGACUAGCUUAUGCAAGCAGGAAACCGUUUCCUGAUGUAUCCAAAGUGUUGAGCUACGACGAGGUGGGCAGCCAGUAUGUUGGCAUCAGCUUUCAAUGUGAAAACAUACUGUAGCUUUCUUAUGUAUCACACGUCAUUUUAUCUGAUGUUCUUAAGUGUCAAACACAAUAGAUUUUCAUAUUUAUCAGACAUUUUAGCUAAACAUAUUUUCUUUAUCUCGUGCAAAUAUACAGUAUAUAUAUAACUAUAUAUAUACACUUUUAACUUUGCAUGAUUUGUUGUCACAUUAUUUGUGUAAAAGACGAAACUACUGAUUCUUUUUUUUUUUUUUAACAAGUUGGCGACUUUUUUUCCUCUUGCCUUCUUUGACUUUAGGUGCAGCACAUGUAGGUCUGUUUUCUUUGUGACAUAUAUGAACACUUGAACAGUUUUCUUAUGAAAUGUGGUCUUUAAGGCAUAUAUUAUAUAGUUUAUCUUGCAGCUAUAAUGUUAUUUUCUAUGUUUUUUCUUUCACCAUGUUGUCAGUCUUUGGUACUUUCUGAAUUUUUUUCUUUUGCCGUUUUAAUUUUUGAAAGAAAAACUCUUAUGUUCUUUGUAUUCGUUUGAGGUCUGUUUGGUUUGUUUAUUAUGUGUGUUAUCAGCAAACGUGUGCACAUAAAAUCCAUGCAUAGCCCACAACUCACGGUCAGAUGAGCUGUCAGAUGACGACACUGGCAGUGUUUUCAUGCAGUAAAAUGCAGCGUUAAUUCCAGAGUGCCUUAGCAAGCCAAUGCGUCUAGAAUUAGUGCAAACAUGACCACGUUGUGCCUUUGGGUGAACUUUUUAUUCAGUGUGUUGAGCAUUUAAGAAUAUGGUUUACUUCUUUUUUUUUUUUUUUUUUUCCAACCGUUUACCAAAUAUUGUGGAGCUGUUGUACAAACUGUGGUCUGUCACAGUCACACUGUUGCUUCAUCCUUUGUGUAUAAGCCAUAAAUAAAACUAGCAGCUGUCUUUUA
Messenger RNA from Stegastes partitus (bicolor damselfish), 5036 nucleotides. It is a transcript of the gene nek9, whose product is annotated as NIMA related kinase 9. The record is from RefSeq and is a predicted model, not a curated record. The coding region runs from base 695 to 3586 and encodes 963 amino acids. Gene Ontology annotation, molecular function: protein kinase binding; protein kinase activity; ATP binding. Gene Ontology annotation, biological process: protein phosphorylation. NCBI's taxonomy places the organism in Eukaryota, Metazoa, Chordata, Actinopteri, Pomacentridae. Gene Ontology annotation, cellular component: centrosome. The transcript is spliced from 23 exons.